Messenger RNA from Hyla sarda, 3995 nucleotides. It is a transcript of the gene ATL2, whose product is annotated as atlastin GTPase 2. The transcript is spliced from 14 exons. The record is from RefSeq and is a predicted model, not a curated record. The coding region runs from base 180 to 1910 and encodes 576 amino acids. Gene Ontology annotation, molecular function: GTP binding; GTPase activity. Gene Ontology annotation, biological process: endoplasmic reticulum organization; protein homooligomerization. NCBI's taxonomy places the organism in Eukaryota, Metazoa, Chordata, Amphibia, Anura, Hylidae.
UAUACAUAGAUAUAUGUAUCCAACAGCAUCAUGAGCCCUGUCAGCGCAGACCUACCGCGCAUGCGCAAACCCAAAGAGGGGGCGGGUCCUCCAGAGAGCCAGGAGCACCUCUCAGACUGCGGAGACUGGGCGUGACGUAAGCAGGGCGGGCGGGGCUAAUUUCAAAACCAAGAGCCAAGAUGGCGGAGAGAGGAUCGCUGAGGAAUCGGAAUCGACUCGAUUCGAACGGGCGCUGGGAAAUGAAUCACGUUGACGAGCCAGAUGAAGAUCAUGUGGAAGACAUCCAGCUUAAUUCUGAGAGUGAUGCGGAGGUGAUGGAGAAGCCUCGCCCCAUCCAGAUUGUCCUAGCCCACGAAGAUGACCAUAACUUUGAGCUAGACGAAAAGGCCCUGGAGAACCUUUUGAUGCAGGACCACAUACGGGAUCUGAAUGUUGUCGUCGUGUCUGUAGCUGGCGCUUUUCGUAAAGGAAAAUCUUUCUUGCUUGAUUUUAUGCUCCGGUAUAUGUACAGUCAGAGCUGCACAAGUAGUUGGAUUGGUGGAAGUCAUGAGCCAUUGACUGGUUUCACAUGGCGAGGGGGUUGUGAGCGGGAGACUACAGGCAUUCAGAUUUGGAGUGAAGUUUUUGUUGUUGAGAAACCUGAUGGAACGAAGAUUGCAGUAAUUCUCAUGGACACUCAGGGAGCCUUUGACAGCCAGUCAACAAUAAAAGAUUGUGCAACGGUUUUUGCCUUAAGCACAAUGACCAGCUCUGUCCAGGUUUACAAUUUGUCACAGAAUAUUCAAGAAGAUGAUCUUCAACAUUUACAGCUUUUUACGGAGUAUGGACGUCUUGCAAUGGAAGAAAUCUACAAAAAGCCCUUUCAAACCCUUAUGUUUUUAAUCAGAGACUGGAGCUAUCCAUAUGAACACCCAUAUGGUUUAGAGGGUGGGAAACUGUUUUUGGAAAAGCGGUUGCAGGUAAAACAGAACCAACACGAAGAGCUGCAGAAUGUCAGGAAGCAUAUACACUCUUGUUUUUCUAAUAUCGGCUGUUUUCUCUUGCCUCAUCCUGGUCUUAAAGUUGCAACCAAUCCCUAUUUUGAUGGUAGAUUAGUAGACAUUGAUGACGAGUUCAAGAAGGAGCUUCAAAAUCUGGUCCCUUUGGUGCUGUCCCCUGAGAACUUGGUAGAAAAGGAAAUUGGUGGAUCCAAAGUGACUUGUCGAGAUCUCCUUGAAUAUUUUAAAGCAUACAUCAAAAUUUACCAAGGAGAAGAGCUCCCCCACCCCAAGUCUAUGCUGCAGGCAACAGCAGAAGCCAAUAACCUUGCAGCUGUUGCUGGAGCUAAAGAAACAUACAGCAAAAACAUGGAGCAGGUAUGUGGAGGAGACAAGCCAUACAUUGCCCCAGGGGAUCUGGAAAGAAAACACUUAGAUUUGAAGGAAACCUGUAUCAAACAAUUCCGCUCAGUGAAGAAGAUGGGAGGAGACGAGUUCUGUCGCCGAUACCAGGAACAGCUGGAGGCAGAGCUAGACGAAUCCUAUGCAAACUUCUUGAAACACAACGAUGGCAAAAAUAUAUUUUACGCUGCUCGCACCCCUGCCACCUUGUUUGCUGUCAUGUUUGCAAUGUACAUUAUCUCAGGGCUGACUGGUUUCAUUGGCCUGAACUCUAUAGCAAACAUUUGUAACCUGAUCAUGGGAUUUGCACUUCUGGCCUUCUGCACCUGGGCUUAUGUGAAGUACUCUGGAGAGUUUCGGGAUUUGGGAACCUUAAUAGAUCAAAUGGCUGAAACUAUUUGGGAACAGAGGAGUCCCAGGAAGGUGUUUUCCAAACUCUAUGAAGUCUGUAGACGUUGGCUGCCUCGCCGGGCUUUACCGUUUACACAGAGACACAGAAGGUCAUCAAACAAUAACAAGAAGAAAAACUAAAGCGUACUCUUAACUUUUUACCUUGCUUCUCUCAAGUAUUUGGUUUCUAUCACUGGAGAAGAACAGAUAUAAGGGGCUUAAAGCUUUACUGUUACUAAAAACUUUUGACUUCUGAAUUAGUCGUAUCAAAAGUUGUUGAUCGCACCAGAUGUCACUCCUGAGACUUGCUGCGAUCGGGAGUUAUUAGCCGGAGAAGACGACUGCAUUUCGCUUCUCUCCCAGUUUGGCCAAGAGAUUCGUUCGUUUCUCUGCAUAGACUUCUAUAGGCCAGAGGGCUGGGGAGUGUAAUGCCACUAGCUUAAUAACUUACGAUUGCAGCUGGUCUCAGGGGUGACACCCAGUGCUAUCAACAACUUUUGACAUGUCAAAAGUUUUUUUUUUUUUUUAACGACAGUAAUGCUUAAUGAUACCAUUGUCUGGUAUCUACAUGGCAAAUGUAGGAAGCCAAUGGCCCUCCAGCUAUAAGUACAUAUUCCCAGCAUGCACCACCAGCUGGAGAGCCACAGGCUGCCUACCUCUGCCAUAUGGGAAUGCUGUCAUAUGUAGAUAUUACUGCUUUAGUGUCAUUUUAUUUGUAUCUCUUCAAGCUACCAAAUCCACACGAGAAGUGUCACAUUGUAGGAGCACAAUUUUUUUUCAUGCCUUCAUAUUUAUUAAUUUAAUUUUUUUUGUAUUAUCGUAUUUAUUUUAUACCAUGACUUAUUUUUUAUUUUUUUUACCAUUUGCUUUUCUUUGCCUAUUUUCACUCGCCAGGUGUUGAAGCCAUUGAGUGACACCUUCAUGGAGGAUAAUAUAAGACAAACUGUGACAAACUCGAUCAAGGCAGGUCUUACAGAGCAAGUGGUUCAAGCUUCCCGACUAAAGACAGACUGACAAUCCAUCUCUUGUUUGCUUCUUUCUCUAACCUGUGCUUGUUUUGUACAAAAAGAACUGUGUAAAAUGAAUAUAAAAUAAACCAAAGUUUACAAUUACCACAGAAGGUGUAGUAGAGAAUGGCACAUCAUAUUACAGUGGUCGAUCUGUUUCCCAUGUGGAUAAGCUAUGUAAUUGUUAGUACAGUCAUGGAAGCUGCUUUGCCCCCUCAUCCCAGUGGCAAAUUCUGUUUGUGAAAUGGUUCACAACUGUGAGUCUUGCUCCUAAGUGGUGGUCCCGUUUAGUUUCCCAGAACAAUGGCCCCUCCAAUGCUUGGGAGAGUCUAGCUGGCAUGGUUGGGCACCACUGGCCUAGUGAUGAGGUUACACUCUUGUGCCAUGCUCAGAAUGGGCUCUUCAGCGCUCAUGGAAAUUACGUUUCAUAGAAUCAAGUUCUAUUUUAAGAAAUGAAUGUAGUGUUCAUUUACCAUUUUAAUAUUUAUAUUCCGUUAUAUUAAGAAUGUCAUCUAUGAUAGACAAUUAUGUUCUAAAUAAAUCUAUUGGUUGAUUCACUGCCUUCUUGUACAUGUUCCCUUUAGUCCAGCGUGUCCAUAGAAAUGGCUUGUUGUAUGGAAGGAUUCUUUUAGUGUAAACAAAAUGCCUUUUUAUUUUUUAUUAUUUUUCUUCAGAUCCACAAACCUGCCAUAACAUAGCUGCAUAUCAGGCAAAGAGGUCCUAGUGGAUUAUUAUUUUUCCUGGCCUUCUUGUAAAUAUUGUAUGCUGUUAAUCUUAUUGGGGAUUGCGAGGGAGGGGGGUUGGCACCAAUCCAUCCAUUAGCAUAGGCUCCAAGCUUUAGAAAGUUGAGAUCUUCUGUACAGCAUUAGUUAUUUUCUAUACAAGAUCAGAUAGGGCAUGUAUAUUAUAUAUAAAUAAUAUAAAUACCAAUUUUGUAUCAAGUUUUUUGUAGUCCAUGCCAAAUCCUGGUUCUGUUGUAGGCUAAGUGGAGUCCCUGCACGGGGGCUGUUUGUGGCUCUUGUAAGUGUGUGAAUGCAUAAACCAAUCUGAAGUUUUGAUAUAUUUGUGAUAAUUCCCUGCCUUGAACACUGCUGUCUCUACCCGAUGGGCCGAGAAAAAAAUUGAGCAUUUUUGUUGUGAAUCUUUGUCUUGUUUAAAAUUGAAAGCGGUUUCCUGUAAUUUAUUUUCAGUAUAAUUAAAAUCUGUUGUAUAUAUGGCA